Dreissena polymorpha is the source of this 15277-nucleotide messenger RNA. Its product is annotated as dynein axonemal heavy chain 5-like. The record is from RefSeq and is a predicted model, not a curated record. NCBI's taxonomy places the organism in Eukaryota, Metazoa, Mollusca, Bivalvia, Myida, Dreissenidae. Gene Ontology annotation, biological process: microtubule-based movement. Gene Ontology annotation, cellular component: dynein complex. Gene Ontology annotation, molecular function: dynein intermediate chain binding; dynein light intermediate chain binding; ATP hydrolysis activity.
GUUACUCUAGUAAAGGACACCGGGAGAAGACGGGUGUCUCUAAAUAGUAGUUAAACUUUUUAAUUGUAAAAAGUGUAGCAAAUAGUAGACAAAAGGGAUUUAAGUAGUGUAGAACCAUGGCGGACACCGAGGUCGAUCCGGGGCCCGGGGAAAAGGAGACGAAUAAGCCCCCUAGCCCCAAGCCCGACACUGAGGGGGAAGUGGCCCCUCCACUAGUGUCUACCAAAAAAGAUGACAAGAAGGCAGAUGAGAGGAAGAAGUCAGUGGCAUCCAAGGCCCAACCACCACCUGCCAAGGGUGCUGCCAAGAAGAACGUGAUUCUGACGGGCGAGGCCAUGAAAGAGAUGCAGAAACAGGCACGCCAAGUGCGAGAGGAACGCAAGUCUCAGGUCGAUGCUCGGCACAAGGCAAUCUUCAAACUGGUUGGAGAUGCCCUUGGAUUGGAUGAUGCCCAGGUUGAGGACCACAUCCUGUCUGAUGAGCAGUUUGAGCUGUUUGAGCGAUUCUUUGCCUUGGAUGGGCACCGGAAGCUGAUGUUCUUCUACCAGGAUGUGCAGAAGUCGGGUACUGGUAACCCCACUAAGAAGCUCUUCCUCACCACUGGGGACACAGAGGGUUUGAGAGGCAUGUGCCUGUACUUCCUGCGUACAACCAACAAGGCCAUCACCCCCGCCAACCUGGCCAACGAGGUGAACUUUGGCAUGAUGGACUGCAGCAGUGGCAAGAUACUGAAAGGACUGGAGCGCCAUUUCUCCAACAUCGUCUUGCCCUCCCUGCGCUCAUUGGAGCAAUGGGGAGACAUUGACAACGGCAAGGGCAACAAUGUUCAGAUCGAGGAUUUCCUCGAGCAGCUGGAGAAGUUCAUCAACAACCUGAUGAACGCACUCACCAACAUGGAGGGGCAGAUCACGCUGGAGGAGAACGGCAUCGGCACUGUCAUUGACCACAUUGAGACGCCUGCUGACUAUCAGUCCGUCGCCAGUAACUCUGACUACCUGGAGAAGUUGGAGGGUCUCUGUGACCAGUGGUCACGCCAGAUUGAGCAGGUGCUUGCGGAGAGCGAACAGAUGAGACGGGAGGCAGACGACAUCGGGCCCACCGCUGAACUCAACUACUGGAAGUCCCGCAUGGCCAAGUUUAACAACCUCCUGGAGCAGAUGAAGAGUCCACGUGUGAAGGCUGUUCUUGGAGUGCUGCAGGUGGCGAAGUCCAAGUCGCUACGGCGAUGGAAGGAGCUGGAUGGCUACAUCACUGACUAUGCCAACGAGGCUAAGGACAAUGUCAAGUACUUGUACACUCUCGACAAGUUCUUUGGACCUCUCGUCAAGUGCACCCCGGCCUCAAUGAUAGAGCACAUUCCCAGCCUGAUGAAUGCCAUCCGUAUGAUCUACAGCAUCUCGCAGUACUACAACACAUCUGAGCGCAUGACCUCACUCUUCGUCAAGGUCACUAACCAGAUGAUCACCACGUGCAAGCACUACAUCAUGCAUGAUGUCACCAAGAUAUGGGAGCAUCAAAGACCGGUGGUUCUGAAGCGUCUGAACGAGUGCAUGCAGCUGAAUGAAGAAUACCAGAAACAGUUCCAGAAGACCAAGGAGAGACUCAAGGAAAAACCCAAUGAGAAACAGUUUGAGUUCAGUGAGAACUACAUUUUUGGCAAGUUCGAUACGUUCUGCAAGCGUCUAGAGCGAAUUGCGGACAUGAUCAACACAAUUGAGAAUUUUGCGGGCCUCAGUGAUGUGAAGAUCGAGGGCAUCGACGUGAUUGCCGUCAAGUACAAGACGAUUGUCGACAACGCUCGAAAGAAGAACUAUGAUAUUCUCGACCACAGGAAGGCUGAGUUUGACAAUGACUACCAGGAGUUCCGUUCCCAGAUUGAGAACAUGCGGGGCAUGCUACAAAGCUUCAUGGACACCUGGUUCCAGAGGCCUCUCACGACCGAGAAGGCCAUUGAGCUGCUGAACAAGUUUGAGGCCAUCACCGGCUCGAACCUCGACAUCAAUGAGAAGUACACGAAGGUCAUGGUGAACUACGGCCGCGACCUCGAGUCCAUCCGGAAGCUCUACCAGAAGUUCAAACAGGAUCCAAUCAUUCCCCGGAACCUCCCACCAGUCGCGGGUAAGAUCGCGUGGGCUCGACAGCUCUACCGGAAGAUUGAGGACCCGAUGAAGGCGUUCAAGACGAAGCCUGCAAUCUUGAAAACAGCCGAGGCGAAGAAGAUCGUGAGGAAUUACAACAAGAUGGCUGGUGUACUCAUGGAGUAUGAGAUGCUGUACCACCGUGGUUGGCUGAGGGCCGUGGAGGCCGCCAAGUCGGGCCUGAACGCGUCGCUGCUGAUUCGCCACCCGGACUCAGGCGAGCUCUUCGUGAACUUUGACCCCCAGGUGGUUGAGCUCAUCCAGGAGGCGAAGUACCUUCAGGCCCUCGGGCUUGAGUGUCCGGAGACGGUAAAGGCUCUCAUGACCAAGGAGGAUGAGAUCAAACAGGCCAACGUUGACCUGUCUGAGAUGCUGCGAGAAUACAAAGGUAUCCUGACGGCCAUCUCACCCGUGCUGAUGCCUCUCAUGAAGCCGUAUAAGGAGAAAGCGGAGGAGGAACUCUAUGCUGGAGUGGUCUCCCUUACAUGGACAUCGCUAAACGUCAAGGAGUACAUUGAGAAGAACUACAAGGUGAUGAGAGAGCUGGACAAGCUGUCCAAGACGGUCCACGACAUCCUGGAGUGUCGUAUAGAGGCCGUCCUCGAGGACAUGUCCACCACCGCGCUGUGCGAGCUGCCAGAGGAUGAGGCCGUUACCAUGGAGAAGUUCGUCGACAUCACCACCGAGGUCGUCGAUAUCGCCUCCAAGUACCUCACCAAUCAGAGCCACCUGGUGGAGACUGCCGUGUAUGACCUGGUCUCCCAGCUGCAGGCAGGCCUCGAUGAGAAGGAGCGCAAGGCCCUCAUGUCCGAGGAGAGCUACCAAUGCUACUCGCCAGACACUAAGAACAAGAAGGCCCGCUGCCAGGAGUGCAUCGCCUGCUCCUACUUCCAGCUGCUCAACUAUUUUACCAAUAGAAAUACGGAGGCCCUCGUGAAAGGCACUCGCCUCUCCCUGGAUGCCAUCAAGCGACGUUUGCAGACAUCAAACAAGUACACCAAGGACGAGCGUGACGAUGACCAGAAGGUGCCGCUCUUUAGUGCUGAGAUCGUUCUGCAGAUUCCAAACAUCGUGACGAAACCAAGCUGUGAAGACCUUCAGUCCUCGCUGAAUAAGGCUGUUCAGAUCAUCCUGAAGGCUUCCCAGGACAUUCCUCAGUGGGAGCACUUGAUUAUCCACCAGAGGCAGCAGCAGAAGGACUUACCAUGGAAAAAACAACGAGAACUGGAAGUGGCCGCUAACGAGCAGGCGGAGGAUGGUGGUAUCAUGAAGCCUACGUCUCUGAUCAAGCCUCUUCACAAAAUCAUCAGCGAGCACAAGGAUGUCGUCAAGAUAGUCAUCCAGUUGAACUCCAUCAUCGCCACCUCCAAGGCAGACGUACAGGAAGUUGUGGAUAGCUUCUCUGGGCAUGGGCACCUGUGGGCGAAGAACCCUGAGGAAGCUGUGAAGGAAUUCAUGAACGAUAAACCCAUCCUGACUGAACUGGAGCAGCAGAUCAAAUACUAUCAGCGCCUGGAGCAAGAGCUGGAGGAGAUCCAGCACUCGUACCGCGUAGGCUCAGUGACCUUCAUGACCGACCCCCUGAAGCUUGCGCUGGUCACGGAGGCCCGCAACUGGAAACUGGCCUUCUCCCGCGCACUCAACGAAAAGUGUGCCUCGGACAUGGAUGAGAUACUGGAGUUUACUGAAAGCCAGAUGAAGAAGCUAUCCCGCCAAGUGAAGGACCUGGACGACAUCCGCUCGCACAUGGCCAGCCUCGGAGAAAUACGCGAGGCCUCGAUCCGCAUCGACAUGACCAUAACGCCCAUUGAGGAGGCAUACGCGAUGCUGAACAAGUACAACAUCCUGUUUAACGACGGUAACGCAGAGCGCGUAGACUCGCUGUCAUACGGCUGGAAGAAGCUGAACACUCAGUCACGCGAGGUCCAGGAUCAUCUGCUGAACAUUCAGCCGCAGUUCAAGACCAACCUGCUCAACGGGGUUGAGAAAUUCAUGGCUGACCAGAUGCAUUUUGUUGGCGACUACGAUACUAAAGGCCCGAUGGUCUCCGGUAUCCCACCUCGCGAGGCCUCUGACAGACUCAACAUUUACCAGUCACGCUUUGAUGAGCUCUGGCGCAAGUACAUAACAUACUCUGGCGGCGAGGAGCUGUUCGGUCUGCCUGUGACGCCCUACCCAGAGCUGCAGCGGAUCAAGAAGGAGCUGAACCUACUGCAGAAGCUCUACCAGUUGUACAACGUGGUGCUGGAGAACGUGAAUGGCUACUUUGACAUACCCUGGCUGGAUAUUGACAUCGAGAAGAUAAACAACGAAAUACUGGACUUCCAGAACAAGUGCCGCAAGCUUCCAAAGGCUCUGAAGGAAUGGCAGGCCUACGAGGAGUUGAAGAAGACCAUAGAUGACUUCAACGAGACCUGCCCCCUUCUGGAGAUGAUGGCCAACAAGGCAAUGAUGCCGCGCCACUGGGAGCGUCUUGCUCAGAUCACCGGGCAUUCAUUCGAUGUCGAGGCUGACAACUUCCUGUUGAGGAACAUCAUGGAGGCCCCACUGUUGAAGAACAAGGAAGAUAUUGAGGACGUGUGUAUCUCCGCCGUGAAAGAGAAGGACAUUGAGGCCAAGCUAAAGGUGGUGGUCAAUGAUUGGAGUGUGCAGACGUUGCAGUUCUCCAACUUCAAGGCUAGGGGAGAGCUCCUACUCAAGGGUGAUACGACUGGUGAGACUGUGGCCCUGAUGGAAGACAGCUUGAUGGUCCUGGCUGGUCUGCUUAGUAACAGAUACAACGCCCCAUUCAAGCCCAAGAUUCAGGAGUGGGUACAAAAGUUGACUGGUACAACGGAGAUCAUUGAGAACUGGCUCAUCGUGCAGAACCUCUGGAUCUACCUGGAGGCCGUCUUCGUCGGUGGUGACAUCGCCAAGCAACUGCCUCAGGAGGCCAAGCGGUUCAGCAACAUCGACAAGUCCUGGCUGAAGAUCAUGCAGCGAGCUCACGAGCAGCCCAACGUGGUGAUGUGCUGUGUGGGGGAUGACACCAUGAUGCAGCUGCUGCCCCAUCUGCUGGAACAGCUCGAGAUCUGUCAGAAGUCUCUGACGGGAUAUCUGGAAAAGAAGCGCCUCGUCUUCCCUCGAUUCUUCUUCGUGUCUGAUCCCGCCCUCCUGGAAAUCCUGGGUCAGGCUAGUGACUCCCACACCAUUCAGAACCAUCUUCUGAGCGUGUUUGACAACACACGUCUGGUGACAUUUGAUGAGAAGGUCUAUGAUAAAAUCCUCGAGAUCAACUCUCAGGAAGGUGAAACUGUCCGCCUGGAUAACCCUGUACUGGCACAGGGUAACGUGGAGAACUGGCUUGGAGAACUUCUGAACACAGGCAAGAAAUCCAUGCACAGUGUGAUCCGCCAGUCUAGUAUCGCCAUCGGAGACCCGUCCUUCAACUUGAUCGAGUUUGAAAAUGAUUACCCUGCUCAGGUCGGCCUUCUGGGUAUCCAGAUGAUCUGGACACGUGACGCUGAGGACGCGCUGACACAGGCGCGCAAUGACAAGAAGGUGAUGAUAAACGCCAACCAGAAGUUCCUGGACAUGCUCAACAUGCUCAUCGACAUGACGACCACAGACCUAAAGAAGAUUGAGAGGACCAAGUACGAGACCCUGAUUACCAUCCACGUGCAUCAGAAGGACAUCUUUGAUGAUCUGGUAAAGAUGCACAUCCGGUCCCCAGGAGACUUCGAGUGGCUGAAGCAGUCCCGCUUCUACUUCGUGGAGGACACAGACAAGUGUAAGAUCUCCAUCACGGACGUAGACUUCACCUACCAGAACGAGUUCCUGGGAUGCACAGAGCGUCUUGUCAUUACACCACUUACUGACAGAUGUUACAUCACCCUUGCCCAGGCCCUGGGGAUGUCCCUUGGAGGAGCCCCAGCGGGCCCCGCAGGCACGGGCAAGACUGAGACCACUAAGGACAUGGGGCGCUGUCUCGGCAAGUAUGUCGUCGUCUUCAACUGCUCUGACCAGAUGGACUUCAGAGGACUCGGACGUAUUUACAAAGGCCUGGCCCAGUCUGGCUCCUGGGGCUGCUUUGAUGAGUUCAACCGUAUUGAGCUCCCUGUGCUGUCUGUGGCCGCCCAGCAGAUAGCCAUCGUCCUGCUGUGCAAGAAGGAGCGCAAAUCCUCGUUCAUCUUCACAGACGGUGAUAAUGUUGACAUGGACAUGGAGUUUGGAAUCUUCUUGACCAUGAAUCCCGGAUACGCUGGCAGACAGGAGCUACCGGAGAACUUAAAGAUCAAUUUCCGCACAGUGGCCAUGAUGGUGCCGGAUAGAGCUAUCAUCAUCCGUGUGAAACUGGCCUCGUGCGGUUUCCAGCAGAACAUCAUCCUGGCUAAGAAGUUCUUCACGCUGUACAAACUGUGCGAGGAGCAGCUUACCAAACAGGUGCACUAUGACUUUGGUCUGAGGAACAUCCUGUCUGUACUGCGUACCCUGGGAGCAUUCAAGCGCGCCAAUCCCAAUGACCCUGAGCCUGUAUGUGUCAUGAGAGUCCUGCGUGACAUGAACCUCUCCAAGCUUGUCGAUGAAGACGAGCCUCUGUUUAUGUCGCUGAUUGAUGACUUGUUCCCUGGUAUCACCCUGGACAAGGCAGGGUAUCCAGAAAUGGAGGCAGCUAUUGAGAAAAAGGUGUCCGAGGGGGGGCUAAUCAACCACGCCCCAUGGGUGUUGAAGCUGAUCCAGCUGUUUGAGACCCAGCGCGUGCGUCACGGCAUGAUGACCCUUGGGCCCAGCGGUGCGGGUAAAACCAAGUGCAUCCACACGCUGAUGAAGGCUAUGACGGAGUGCGGCGAGCCCCACAAAGAGAUGAGGAUGAACCCAAAGGCCAUCUCCGCCCCACAGAUGUUCGGGCGUCUUGAUGUGGCCACCAAUGACUGGACCGACGGUAUCUUCUCCACCCUGUGGAGACGAACCCACAAGACAAAGAAGGGUGAGCACGUAUGGCUGCUCCUGGACGGCCCAGUAGACGCCAUCUGGAUUGAGAACCUCAACUCUGUCCUUGACGACAACAAGACCUUAACCUUGGCCAACGGUGACCGUAUCCCCAUGGCACCAAACUGCAUCAUCUUCGAGGUGCACAACAUCGACAACGCCUCACCCGCCACUGUCUCCAGGAACGGCAUGGUGUUCAUGAGUAGCUCCAUACUGGACUGGAACCCCAUUCUGAAAGGCUGGCUGCUGACACGACCCAUGGGUCAACAGGACACCAUAUUUACAGUGUUUGAACAGCUCUUCUCCACCCUCUACACAAACAUCGUUCAGUUCAUGGAACCGAAAAUGGAGGUGCUGCAGUGCAACUACGUUCGCCAGGCCAUUGACCUGCUGGAGGGGCUGAUACCUCGCCGUGACGACAACAAGGAUAUCGCCAAGGACCACCUGGAGAAGCUCAUCCUGUUUGCCCUCAUGUGGUCCCUAGGGGCCCUGCUGGAGCAGGUUGACCGGAAGAAGGUGGAGGACCUGAUUCGCCAGAACAGCUCUGUGCCACUGCCCAAUUGCCAGGGGGAGGACACGAUAUUCGAGUACGUGGUUUCCGAGAAUGGUGAGUGGGAGCACUGGUCUAGCAGAGUGCCAUUGUACGAGUAUCCUGACUCAGAGAUCCCUGAGUACACUGGUAUCCUCGUGCCCAACGUGGACAACGUGCGAACCGACUUUCUCAUAGAGACCAUCUCCAAACAAAGCAAGUGUGUCUUGCUGAUCGGUGAACAGGGUACGGCCAAGACGGUGAUGAUCCAAGGCUUCUGCAGUAAAUACAACCCAGAGAUGCACAUGUUCAAGAGCUUCAACUUCUCCAGCGCCACAACCCCAGGCAUGUUCCAGCGCACCAUCGAGGGCCUCGUGGACAAACGCAUGGGCACCACGUACGGACCGCCAGGCGGCAAGAAGAUGACCGUCUUUGUGGACGACAUCAACAUGCCUGUUAUUAACAACUGGGGUGAUCAGAUCACCAACGAAAUCACACGUCAGAUGAUUGAGUGGAAGGGCUUCUACAAUCUUGAGAAGCCCGGAGAGUUCACAAACAUUGUCGACAUCCAGAUGAUGGCUGCCAUGAUCCACCCUGGUGGUGGCCGUAACGACAUCCCUCAGCGCCUCAAGAGACACUUUAAUGUCUUCAACUGCACGCUGCCCUCAAACUCUUCCAUCGACAAGAUCUUUAGGACGAUUGGAUGUGGAUACUUUAUCAAGAAACGAGGCUUUCCAGAGGAGGUGACGGAGAUGAUAAACAACCUGGUGCUGGCCACACGCAAGAUCUGGCAGCGCACCAAGGUCAAGAUGUUGCCUACACCGGCCAAGUUCCACUACGUGUUUAACCUGAGAGAUCUCAGUAGGAUCUGGCAGGGAAUGUUGAACUGUACAUCCGAGAUCGUCACCAACAUUGGGACACUGAUGUCGCUAUGGAAACACGAAUGCUUCCGUGUCAUUGCUGACAGAUUCACUGAAAUGGCAGACAAGGAUUGGUUUGAAAAGAACAUCAAACCGGUGGCGGAGGAGGAAUGUGGGCUGGCUGCAGCCACAGACAUGGCCAUGGAACCUUACUUCGUAGACUUCCUUAGGGAGGCACCUGAACCCACUGGUGAGGAGGGCGAAGACGCUGACCUGGAUGCACCAAAGAUUUACGAGCCAAUCGUGUCUCUGGAAUCCCUAGCAGAUAAACUCAACAUGUACAUGGAGCAGUACAAUGAGACGGUCCGUGGAGGAAAGAUGGACCUUGUGUUCUUCAAGGACGCGAUGACCAACCUGGUGAAGAUCUCUCGUGUGAUCCGCACGCCUCGAGGUCAUGCUCUGCUCGUGGGUGUGGGAGGCUCAGGCAAGCAGUCCCUGACCAGACUGGCAUCCUUCAUUGCCACCUACAAGACGUUCCAGAUCACACUGUCCAGAUCAUACAAUGUGAGCAACCUGAUGGAGGACCUCAAGGGCCUGUACCGCAUGGCAGGUCAGCAGGGUAAGGGCAUCACGUUCCUGUUCACAGACCAGGAGAUCAAGGACGAGGCCUUCCUGGAGUACAUGAACAACAUCCUGAGCUCUGGAGAGGUGUCUGGCUUGUUUGCCCGAGAUGAGAUGGAUGAGAUUCUCAACGAGCUGAUUGGACCAAUGAAGAAGGAUUUCCCACGACGACCACCAUCAAAUGAGAACCUGUACGAAUACUACCUGAGUCGAUGCAGGCAGAAUCUCCAUCUUUGCCUUUGCUUCUCUCCAGUUGGAGAGAAGUUCAGAUCGCGCUCGCUGAAGUUCCCUGGGCUGAUUUCCGGCUGCACCAUGAACUGGUUCCAGCGCUGGCCCAAGGACGCCCUGAUUGCUGUAUCAAACCACUUCCUGUCCAGCUACAACAUCGUGGCCACGCCCGCUGUCAAGACGGCCGUCGUCAACACCAUGGGUAUCUUCCAGGACCUGGUGGCAGAGCAGUGUAUCGAGUAUUUCCAGAGGUACCGUCGUCAGACAUAUGUGACUCCCAAGUCGUACCUGUCGUUCAUCGCAGGCUACAAGGACAUCUACAGCCAGAAGAGAGGGGAGAUCGGAAUACUGGCUGAGAGAAUGAACACUGGUCUGAAGAAGCUGGUAGAAGCCUCUGAAUCUGUGAACGAGCUCUCUAAACAGUUAGCGGUGAAAGAAAAAGAGUUGGCUGUAGCCUCCAAGAAAGCCGAUGGUGUCCUGGCAGAAGUGACUGUUAGUGCCCAGGCGGCUGAAAAGGUCAAGGCCCAGGUCCAAGUGGUCAAGGACAAGGCUCAGGCCAUCGUAGAUGCCAUCAAUGCUGACAAGGUAGUUGCUGAGGCGAAGCUGGAGGCGGCCCGUCCCGCCCUUGAAGAGGCAGAGGCUGCACUGCAGACUAUUAAACCAGCCCACAUCGCAACUGUGCGCAAGCUGGCCAAGCCCCCCCACCUGAUCAUGCGUAUCAUGGACUGCGUGCUGCUGCUGUUUCAAAAGCGUGUGAACACAGUACAGAUGGACCCUGAGCGACCGUGCGUGCAGCCGUCCUGGUCCGAGGCCCUCAAGCUCAUGUCCAGCGGUGGCUUCCUCCAGGGUCUCAUGAACUUCCCUAAGGACACCAUUAACGGUGAGACGGUAGAGUUGCUGGCCCCAUACCUGUCCAUGGAGGACUAUAACAUGGAGAGCGCCAAGAAAGUGUGCGGUGAUGUUGCAGGUCUUGCAUCCUGGACCAAGGCCAUGAGCUUCUUUUACAGCAUCAACAAGGAAGUCCUGCCUCUGAAGGCAAACUUGGCAGUUCAAGAGGCCAAGCUGUCGGUGGCCAUGUCAGACUUGAACCAGGCGCAGGCUCAGUUAGAUGAUAAGAACCGAGAGCUGGCAGCCGUCAUGGCCAUGUAUGAUGCUGCCAUGGCUGAGAAACAGGCGCUGGUAGAAGACGCAGAAGCAUGCAGACGUAAGAUGACCAAUGCAACCGCUCUGAUCGAGGGUCUCGGAGGUGAGAGGGUGCGCUGGACCGCAGCCAGUAAGGGGUUUGAGUCCCAAAUUCAGCGCCUGGUAGGGGACGUGCUGCUCAGUACGGGCUUCCUCUCGUACUGUGGCCCCUUCAACCAGGAGUUCCGCACCCUGCUGAGCAAGACUUGGAAGAAGGAGAUGAUGAAUGCCAAGAUCCCGUUCUCUGACGACCUUGAUGUUGUGAAGCUCCUAGUAGACAACGCGACGAUCAGCGAGUGGAACCUGGAAGGGCUGCCCAACGACGACCUCUCGAUCCAGAAUGGUCUGAUCGUGACGAAGGCAUCCCGGUACCCCCUAUUGAUCGAUCCCCAGGGCCAGGGGAAGAUCUGGAUCAAGAACCGCGAGGCCAAGAAAGAGCUACAGUUGACAUCAUUGAACCACAAGUACUUCCGAUCCCACCUGGAGGACGCCCUGUCCCUGGGGCGGCCCCUGAUUAUAGAGGAUGUGGGGGAGGAGCUGGACCCCGCCCUUGAUAACGUGCUCGAGAAGAACUUCAUCAAGAGUGGCUCUACUUUCAAGGUGAAAGUGGGUGACAAGGAGGUUGACAUCAUGAAGGGAUUCAUGCUGUAUAUCACCACGAAGCUGGGCAACCCAAGGUACACCCCUGAGAUAUCUGCCAGGACCUCCAUUGUGGACUUCACUGUAACCAUGAAGGGACUGGAGGACCAGUUGCUAGGUGUUGUCAUCCUUACUGAGAAACAGGAACUGGAGCAAGAGCGCACGCACCUUCUGGAGGAGGUGACAGCAAACAAGCGCAAGAUGCAAGAGUUGGAGGACAACUUGCUGUACCGCCUCACGUCCACCGAGGGCUCCCUGGUAGAGGACGAGUCUCUAAUCGAGGUGCUCUCCACCACCAAACGUACCGCCGAGGAGGUCAGCGAGAAACUCAAGAUCGCAGCGGAGACCGAGAUCAAGAUCAACACAGCACGAGAGGAGUUCAGGCCUGUGGCAAACCGCGGUAGCAUCAUGUACUUCUUGAUCGUUGAGAUGAGCAUUGUGAACGUCAUGUACCAGACCUCCCUCAGACAAUUCCUGCAACUCUUCGACAAUUCCAUGUCCCGUUCCCAGAAAUCCCCGAUCACCGCCAAGCGCAUACAUAACAUAAUUGAGUACCUCACGUUUGAAGUAUUCGCCUACACCGCCCGAGGUCUAUUUGAGGCCGACAAAUUCCUCUUCACGAUCCUGAUGACGUUGAAAAUUGAGAUGAACCAGAACCGCAUUUCUCACUCUGAGUUCCAGUGCUUCAUCAAGGGUGGUGCUGCGCUCGAUCUAAAUGCCGUGGAGCCAAAGCCGAAGAAGUGGAUCCUGGAUAUGACCUGGCUGAACCUUGUUGAGCUCAGCAAGCUUACCCAGUUUUCACAGAUCUGUGCCCAAGUCGGCAGGAAUGACAAGAACUGGAAGGCGUGGUUUGACGAGGAUGCCCCCGAGGAGGUCGCCAUUCCUGACGGCUACUCUACCACCCUUGACAGCUGGCGCAAGCUGCUCCUGAUCCGAGCCUGGUGCCCGGACAGAGCCAUACCCAUGGCAAGGAAGUACAUCUCUGAGGCUUUGGGACCCAGGUUCGCGGAGGCAGUGAUCCUCAAUAUGGAGGAGAUGCAUAAAGAGUCUACCAAGAGGGCGCCUCUUAUCUGCUUCCUAACGAUGGGCUCCGACCCCACAGAGAACAUCAUGUUGCUCGCCAAGAAACUCAACAUACAGUGCAGCGCAAUCUCCAUGGGUCAAGGUCAGGACGUGCAUGCGCGCAGGCUGCUCCAGGUCUCCAUGGCAGAGGGCAAGUGGGUGCUCCUACAGAACUGCCAUCUUGGGCUGGACUUCAUGGAUGAGCUCCUGGACACAGUUACAACCACUGAGUCCGUACACGAUGCGUUCCGUUGCUGGCUGACAUCAGAGGAGAACCAGAAGUUCCCUAUCAACCUGCUGCAGUCAUGCAUCAAGUUCACCAACGAGCCGCCACAGGGGGUCAAGGCUGGACUCAAGAGAACUUACGCUCUUGUCACCCAGGAGCAACUGGAGUACAGCAACCUGCCUCAGUGGAAGCCGAUGCUGUAUGGUGUAGCCUUCCUUCACACAACGGUGCAGGAACGCAGAAAGUUUGGCCCGAUUGGCUGGAACAUACCAUACGAGUUCAACCAAUCGGAUUUCACUGCCACAGUGCAGUUUGUUCAGAACCAUCUGGAUGAUGUUGAUCCAAAGAAGGGUGUGUCGUGGACAACAGUGCGCUACAUGAUUGGAGAGGUGCAGUACGGAGGUCGUGUCACUGAUGAUUACGACAAGCGUCUCCUCAACACGUACGCUCGUGUCUGGUUCAGUGAAGCCAUGUUUGCUGACACAUUUGCCUUCUACACGGGUUACAAGAUACCAAAAUGCAAGAAUCUGACCGAGUAUGUGGGUUACAUUGAAAGUCUGCCACUGUCAGACAGCCCGGAGGCUUUUGGACUUCACUCCAAUGCAGACAUCACCUAUUCUACGAACACUGCCAAUCGCAUGUUAGAGACGAUUGUGAACAUCCAGCCCAAGGACGCUGGUGGUGGCGGUGGUGAGACCCGUGAAAGUGUCGUCUACAAGUUGGCAGACGACAUGCUAGAGAAACUGCCACAGGACUACAUUGCUCAUGAGGUGAGAGAGCGCCUCCGUAAGAUGGGUCACCUGCAGCCAAUCAACAUCUUCCUGCGCCAGGAGAUCGACCGCAUGCAGCGGGUCAUCACGAGGGUGAGACUCGACCUGAAGGACCUGAAGCUUGCCAUCGAUGGUACCAUCAUCAUGAGUGAGAACUUGAGGGAUGCGCUCGAUAACAUGUUUGAUGCUCGCGUGCCCACAUCGUGGAAAAAGAUAUCCUGGGAGUCUGCAACUCUCGGUUUCUGGUUCACCGACCUCCUGGACCGCAACCAGCAGUUCCACACGUGGCUGUUUGAGGGCCGUCCCACCACUUUCUGGAUGACCGGAUUCUUCAAUCCCACUGGCUUCCUGACUGCCAUGAGACAAGAGAUAACGCGUGCCCACAAGGGCUGGGCCCUCGACUCUGUGAUACUUGACAAUGAGGUCACCAAGAUGAUGAAGGAAGAUGUCCACAGUCCUCCAAAUGAAGGUGUGUACAUCUACGGGCUGUACCUGGACGGUGCCGGUUGGGAUCGUAGAAACGCUCGCCUCAUCGAGCCCACGCCCAAGGUCCUGUACACGCCCAUACCGGUGGUGCACGUUUUUGCAACCAACGUGGAGAAGGGGCCGUCCCAGACCAUCUACAUGUGCCCUGUGUACAAGAAGCCCAAGCGAACUGACCUGACAUACAUCUUCCCACUCCAACUGAAGACUAACAAGAAUCCCGAUCACUGGACCCUGCGAGGUGUGGCUCUGCUUUGUGACACAAAGUAAAUCUGUGGCGUGCCCAAGGAAUGUGAACUGAGUUGCUUUACUGUGUGAUAAAAAAGGGAUAUGAAGUUGGGCAUGGAUACUUUUAAUGUACUCUUUGUGACAAUUUAAAAUUGGUUUCCAUCAUACUUCAGUCAUGAACUUUACAAAAAAUGAGAUUUUGUGCUUGUUUACAGCGUUAUUGUCUGCUUUUUUCUUCAAGGUUUGCAUGGUUUAUUAUAUAAAGCAUGUUUUUUGGUGUUUUUUAAAUCCAAAUUGUAUGUAUGACAGUAUUAACUUGAUUGGCGUGGAUUGUUGUUCCAUGAACUAUGACUUUGUUGUUAUUUUUCCAAAAACUAAAUGUGAGUUAUGAUAUACAAUUAUAAGUAAACCUGUUUAAUACAUUAUUUUAUUGUUAUUAUCAGUGAUAGCGACAAUCCUUCCAUUGCGUUUUGCCGUCCAACCAUUUUUGGUAUGCAAUGAUAUAUCCAACUGGAAUUUUUGUGAUAUGAGGUUUGAAAAUAUUUUAUAGCAUACUUUGUAUAUAUAUAUAUAUAUAUAUAUAUAUAUAUAUAUAUAUAUAUAUAUAUAUAUAUAUAUAUAUAUAUAUAUAUAUAUAUUAUAUUAUUAACUUUUCCGAUUUACACUACAGUAUUUAAGCUGAUUAAAGUGAUGUACUAUUUUAUUUAUAUUGUGAUUUGUUUUUUUUCAUUUACAAGUUUGUGAUAUAUUGUUUUUCAUGUGCUUGGUUUGAAAUGUGAUUAUUUUCCAUAUAUUUGUCGAAUAAUGUACAAUCUAUUACUAUGCAUUUAUUGGUUUUGUUUUUUUUAUUUGUGUAUUACCUGCUAUUCUUUUGAAGACAAACGUUUCUGAAAUGUUGCUCUUUUCCUUUACAAUUGUAAAUAUAAUAAUUUAAUAAACUUCCAUUAUUGAAAAAAAAAUCUUAAAAAGUUUUAAAACAAUUUGUAUACUUUCUACUGUAAACAAAUAUGUGUCUGUUAUUAACAGGAUUUCUCAAUAUAAAGAACAUCCUAAUGUUUUAUUUGAAAAGAAACUGUUUGAUAGGGACAUUUUAGUACUUUCCUGAUGUUUAUGCAUUUAUGUUUACAAAUACUUGUGUUUUUUGUGUGGAUGUGCUGUGAAGAAUUUAAACAGAGAAAAUCUAUUAAUAAUAGUAAUUUAUUUUAGGUAUUAGAUUCCAUUCUUUAGAUAUAAGAUGGCUGGACAUUUGAAAUUAUAUAUAUUUUUGUUCCUGGUUACAAGUUGUUGAUUCAGAUAAAUAUAUACAUGUUAAUAUAAUUCCAAAAUAAAGUGAUUUUCAACUA